AUGAAUGUCUACAAGGGUGACAUCGUCAUAUCUGGAGUUGGAGGCUACUUUCCUAAAGCCAAAAACAUCGAACAGUUCAAGCAAAAACUGCUUGACCAAGAGUUUUUGUUGGAAUCACGUUGGAGAGAUGGCGAACGCGGUUGUACAAAUUUGAUUGGAAAAGUUGAAACUGAAUACUUCGACAAUGCAUAUUUUGGAAUCCAUAGACAACAGUGUACCUUCAUGGACCCAAUGCAGCGUCUGGUUUUGGAAAGGACAUUCGAGGCCAUCAUCGAUGCUGGUGUUAAUCCUGCGGAGAUUAAAGGACGAAAGGUCGGAUGUUUCAUGGGUUCCGCCAUUGGAGAAAACGAUAACUUGUUUUUGGAAUCUGUCGUGAGUGGUUUCGGUGUAACUGGACAUUCCAGGGCCAUGAUGCCCAAUCGUAUAUCAUACUGGUUGAAUUUAAAAGGUCCCAGCGUUGCUUACGACAGUAACUGGAUUGGAGGAUUUGAAGUGUUGCGCUUAGCAUUUGAUGCAAUUCGCACAGGACAAUGCGAAUCGGUAAUUAUUGGAACUGCAAAUUUGGCUUUCAAUUCGGAGUAUCAGUGGCUCUACAGCGAUAUGGGGUUGAUAUCCCCGGAUGGAAGCACCAGAGCUUUUGAUGCUAAUGCAUCUGGGUAUGCUCGGAGUGAUGGUGUAGUAGUUCUCUACAUUCAAAAAGCAACCGAUGCGAAAAGAUCUUAUGCUAGCAUCGUGAACGUAGCCACCAUGUUCAAUGGCAACAGGGAAGGUAAUUUGCUUACUUUGGACGUUCCCAGCAUGGUAAACUUCAUGAAAGACUUUUACAAAAACAUCAACGUCAAACCUGAGGAUGUUGAAUACGUCGAAGCUUAUGGAUGUGCCCAUAAAGAAACCGAUAAAAAAGAGGUUGAUGCUCUGGAACAAGUUUAUUGCAACAACAGAAAAAAUCCUCUUCUAAUAGGAUCAGUUAAAACCAACACUGGGCACAGCGAAGCUACAGCAGGUCUGUUUAGUAUUGUCAAAGUUCUGAUAGCCAUGGAGACCGGAAUAAUCCCAGCCAAUAUGCAAUACGAAACACCUAAUCCCGAAAUAUCAGCUUUGGUCGACGGAAAAGUGAAGGUUGUGUCAGAAAACCUAAAAUGGAACGGUACAUAUGCAGCUGUUAAUGGCAUCGGUAUUGAUUCGUAUUAUGGACAUGUCUUGUUGAAAUCCAAUGUUAAGAGGAAGGAAGUCAUUAAAGAUGAUUUGCCGAGAUUGAUUUUCGCAUCAACAAGAACUGAGGAAGGAAUCAAGGCAAUCUUAGAGACAAUUAAAUCCAAACCUGCAGAUCCAGAAUACUACAGUUUAAUUCAAAACUUGUUUGCCACUCCCAUUUCUGGACAUCUUUACAGAGGUUAUGCUGUUCUGGGAAAAGAUGAAGUAAAACAAGAAUCUGAGUAUCACAUGGGUAACAAACGUCAAGUGUGGUUCGUAUAUACUGGUAUGGGAAGUCAAUGGUGUGGAAUGGCAAGUGAUCUGAUGCAAAUACCUGUAUUUGCUAAAGCAGUCAAUAAAUGCCACGAGAUUUUAGCUCCUAAAGGUGUUGAUCUCAUGAACAUCAUCACCAGUACAGAUAAAACAACUUUCGACAGCAUCUUGCAUUCCUUCGUUGGUAUCGCAGCCAUCCAGAUCGGUUUGACUGAUGUUCUCCAUUCUAUUGGUAUCCAACCUGAUGGAAUUAUUGGUCACUCUGUUGGAGAGUUGGGUUGCGCUUAUGCUGAUGGUUGUAUGACAGCUGAACAAAUGAUUUUGUCUGCUUACUCCAGAGGCCGAGCUUCCCUAGAAGCUGAAUUAAUUAAGGGAAUGAUGGCAGCCAUUGGUUUGGGUUACAAACAAAUAAAGGACAAAUGCCCACCAACGAUAGAAGUGGCAUGUCACAACGGCCCAGACAGCUCGACUAUUUCAGGCCCGACAGAGGAUAUGGAAAAAUUUGUUAAAGACCUUCAAGAUCAGGGAGUCUUUGCCAGACUUGUGAACGUCGCAAACAUCGCUUAUCAUAGCAGAUACAUCAAACCUGCAGCGCCUCUUCUGCUUAAAUACCUGAAAGAAAUUCUGCCCGAACCAGUUGCGAGAUCGUCCAAAUGGAUAAGCACCAGUAAUUCCGAGGAAAAUUGGAAUACGGACUUGUCAAAACACUCUUCCGCCGAAUAUCACACCAACAAUUUACUCAGUUCUGUGCUGUUUGAAGAGGGAUUGAAGCACAUUCCCAAAGAUUCGGUUUUGAUUGAAAUAGCUCCCCAUGGUUUAUUGCAAGCUAUUUUGAAGCGUUCAGUGAAACAAGGAUGCAGCAACAUUGCAUUAACUCAAAGGGGUACCAAGAGUGGAGUCGAAUUUUUGCUUAGCAGUCUUGGAAAGUUAUAUUUAGCUGGUCUUGAUUUUAACAUAGCUGAGCUGUAUCCAAAAAUUGAAUUCCCCGUCAGUAAGGGUACAGCUUGUCUGGCUGAACUGGCACACUGGAAUCAUUCAGAAAUAUGGAGAACUGGCAUGGAAGAUAAAAUGCAAAACCUUUUCGGUGUUAGAGACAUUCAAGUGACUUUAAAUAGUGAGGAGUUCAGAGAUUGUGUUGGACAUCAACUAGACGACAAAAUUAUUUUGCCCUCAAGCUUCUAUUUGAACAUUGUUUACAACAUCAUAUCAAGCAUUACUACUGGUUUAAAAGAGAUUGUUUUUGAAAAUCUACAUUUCAAAAAAGUACUAGCUAUACCCAAGAUUGGUUCUGUUCCUCUACAUGCCAUGAUUCAAAAGGGCAGUGGUGAUUUUGAAAUUAUUUCUGGAACUGACAUUUUGGUUACUGGAAGAAUGACUUUCCCUCAAGCCAACGACCAAUAUAUGAUCGAAGCUUCAGAAAUCGAAAUCUCUGAAGAUAACGUACAAUUAUCUGGAAGUGAUGUCUACAAUGAAUUCCAUCAUAGAGGACAAAAGUAUUCCGCCUUGUUUAAAACUAUCAAGAGUCUUACUAUUACUGAAGAAGGAUGUGUUUCUGUAAUCCAGUACAAUGCCAAAUGGCAUUUAUUUUUGGAAGCCAUGAUUCAGCAACAACUUUUACAAGCUGGUGAAAAGCACCAAGACAUUCAUGUACCGAAGAAUAUUCAAAAAAUUGCUAUUUCUCAAACCAACUUACCAUCAGAGAAAACAGACCUCAAAGUUACUUAUAACUAUUCCACUGGUUUGAUAUCAGCUGAAGGAAUCCAAAUAGUUGGAAUGAAAACGAUUCCUUAUCCCAAAGAAAAGAGAUCAGUUUUUUACGAUUCAUAUGAAUACAUUAAUUUAAAUAAUGUGACAUAUUCUGGAAUGGAAAAUGGAAUUAACAUUGCUUUACAAUUAGCCCUGGACAAUUUUGAAGAUCAGUACAUUACCAACGUCAUGAUAACUGAAAUCGAAUCCACCAACCCAUCUCUCGUGGACAAUGUCAAAAAUAUUUUAAAUCAGUAUACGAGAUUAAACCCCAACGUAACCAGCGUAAAAGAUGUAAAACAGAUUAUCGUCCAAAACACCUACCCUCUAUUUUUGAUCUCUAACGAUUAUCUCAGAGAAGAUUUAGCUAAACUCAUUGGUGGCACACAUGCUUUCGCUUUGGUCCGAACUAAUAAAUCCAUAACAUCAUUCCCACAUGUGAUUGAAGUGGCACAGUUCACGGUUGCUGGAGUAUCUUACUCCAUUCUCAAAAGGGCCGUCUCGUCUGAACCUAUCGUUAUCACCGUGAAAGGGGACACGCUAAGCUUGAAAGACUUAACAAGAGGAUCUGUAUCAUGGGCAUCUGAAUUGGCGUCAGCUGUUACCGUAGCUAAAGCUAAACAUCAUAGUGUUUAUUUGGUAUCGUACGUCGUACCCACCGAAGGUUUUACAAACUUCGUGCAAGAAUUAAGAGCUCAACCCAACAUGUCACCAUUAAGGGUUUUGUUUGUAUUGGAUAAGAAACCUGUUGAAUUGAAUUUGAACGAUCCUUUCACCAAACACAUUUUCAAGCAAGAUUUAUGUUUGUCCAUUAUUAAAGAUGGAGUACUUAACGGUUAUAUUUCGGUUCCAAUUUCGUACAAAGAAAAUGUCGUACAGCAAAAUAUGACUAGCAACAUUAUUAAGAACAAGACUAUUAGUUAUAUUGGAAUUAAUCUAAGGGAUGAAACAUUAGCCCCUGAAACUUAUAAACCUAAUGAACUGGGCAAUGUUGAUUAUGUUGGAAUUACAAGCACAGGUCAGAAAGUCAUGGGACUUGCACAAUUAGACAAGGACACUUGUAAACUAGUAACCGAUGAUCUUCUUACUUGGGACUUACCAGAUGAUUGGUCACAAGAAGACGCAUGUACCAUCCCUCAUGCCUACACAAGCGCGUAUUAUGCACUGUUUAUAAAAGCAAGAUUGAGGCCUGGUGAAACAGUUCUUAUCCAUGCUGGUUGCUCCCCUAUUGGUUUAGCGGCCAUUUCCAUCGCAACUUGUUACGGAUGCACAGUUUAUACCACAGUCUCCACAGACUGGCAGAAGGCAUAUUUAAAAAAACAAUUUAUUGUGUUGAAAGACCGCAACAUUCUCUGUUCUGAUGAUUCCACUUUCGAACCUAUGUUGAUGAUGGCAACAGGUGGUAUCGGUGCUCAGGUUAUCAUCAACUGUCUAUCCGGAAGUCUUCUUCAAUCUUCGGUAGCUUGUAUGGCUGACUAUGGACGAUUCAUUCAAAUUGGAAAGUACGAUUUAAGCGAGAAUAACACGAUCGGUAUGAAUAUCUUUUUGAAGAACACCUCAUUUUAUGCGGUAAAUCUUGAGAACAUAUUUACUGCACCACAAGAAGUUAAGGCUGAAAUUAAAUCUUUAAUUGAAGCUGGUUUGGAAUCCAAGUCAGUGAGACCUCUUGUAAGAAAAGUGGUAGUUCACCAAAAUAUCGACAGCAUUUUGAGUUCGCUAAAGAAAAGCAGCAACGUAGGCAAGAUCCUAAUUAAAGUAAACAACAACCUAGAGAUGAGCAGGUUGAAUGUUGAGAAACCAACACAAUUCAUUUGUGAUGCUAAGAGCUCGUACCUUGUGUACGGCGGUAGUGCUGAAAUCUGGACGGAUUUGACAGAGUGGCUGAUCCUUCGUGGUGCCAGAAAAAUUGUUGUCUCUUCUGAAGCCAAGUCGCAACAAACACACAUUAACCGUAGACUGUCGCUCUUGCAAUCCUACUAUGGAGCUGAAAUAGUGUUUGCGCCAAGCAAAGCCCACACUAGGGCCGGUGCCAUCGAACUGAUUUCCGAGGUUUACUUCCUUGGUCCCAUUCAUUGUGUCUUCACAUUACCAAACAAGAGCGUUGUAUCCAGAUCCAGCGAUUCCAAACCAGUUUUAUAUAUCGACAAUGCUCUGAGGACAACUGCUCCUAAGGCACUGUUCAUCAAUUUCAUCAGUGUGGCCGCUGGUAUUUGCCAGUUGAGAUCUGAAGCUGGAUUUGGCACGCACAACAUUCAGUGGCAAAAGGAGUUGGAAUUCACUGACGCCCUCUAUGGACUUGAUGACAUACUUACUUUUACCGUGAAAAACAUUUUCAUCAAGAACGACAAGGUCAGCGAUUCCAAACAGGAGUCGACGCAAGCUUUGUUCAAAAAAUUGACGCUGAUGUUGCCGUCUUCUGUAGAUGAAAUUACGGAACAUUCGAGAUUUGCUCCAAAGGAACCGAAGUUGGUACAGAUGACAACACUGGGACCAAGAGACAUGAGAGAGCUUCAUCCAUUGUUCAUCAUUCCUGGUUUGACUGGGCAAAGCGAAAUUGAGGAGCUUUGCAGGGAAUUGAUGUAUCCAACUUUCUGUGCCGUAUUGCCAAGUACCCCAUUAUCAAUUCAAGAGAUUGCAACCAAUCUAUUAGAAAAAAUCCGUAACAUAUGGCCCAAAGGCCCGUAUGUUUUGAUCGGAGUCUCUUGGGGCGGUGCAUUGGCGAUUGAAAUUGCCCGAUUGUUGGAUCAGCAAAAAUCUAAGGUAUAUAUUUACUUUAUUGACGCUGCACCCAACACACUGCAGUCAGCUCUCAAACACUUGGCCGAGGACCCGAAGGAGAUGGAAGUCAACCUCCUCACCAGGAUAUUCAAUAUCAACGACACCGAGAUAAUAACGAGAAUAAGGAGCAGCGCGUCCUGGGAGUCACGUAUCCGUUUGGCGUUCGACAACUACGAGGGAACGAUUGCUGACAGACGCACAUUAGAGGCCAACCUGUCGACGUUGAAGAAAAGGCUACAGGACCUGUCGGCAUUCCAGCCCACGGAAGACGUGGUCUCUGGGGGUGUGCAUCUAAUAAGACCGGCAGAUGCCAGCAAAUACGACAACUGCGGUCUGACGUCGUAUUGCAAACAAACCCCGGAAAUAUUUUUGGUUCACGGCGAUCACUUGAGCAUCAUCAACAGCAAGGAAACAUCGGAGUACAUUAACAGAACUCACAUGAUUUAAAUUAAACAUGUAUAAGUUAAAGGUGCAAUAAAACGUUCAAAAAA
Molecule: messenger RNA, 6482 nt
Organism: Aethina tumida (small hive beetle)
Lineage: Eukaryota; Metazoa; Arthropoda; Insecta; Coleoptera; Nitidulidae
Product: fatty acid synthase-like
Exons: 26
Coding region: 1-6438 (2145 amino acids)
Biological process (GO): fatty acid biosynthetic process
Molecular function (GO): fatty acid synthase activity; oxidoreductase activity
Source: RefSeq, a predicted model, not a curated record